Messenger RNA from Aspergillus japonicus CBS 114.51, 1908 nucleotides. RefSeq names its product putative proline--tRNA ligase AIM10. The record is from RefSeq and is a predicted model, not a curated record. Lineage: Eukaryota; Fungi; Ascomycota; Eurotiomycetes; Eurotiales; Aspergillaceae. Gene Ontology annotation, biological process: prolyl-tRNA aminoacylation. Gene Ontology annotation, cellular component: cytoplasm; mitochondrion. Bases 1 to 1908 code for a protein of 635 amino acids. Gene Ontology annotation, molecular function: ATP binding; proline-tRNA ligase activity. The transcript is spliced from 7 exons.
AUGAUCUCGCGCAUACGCCCUAUAGUGGGCAGGGCUCCCGGAGUUCCGCGAGUGUACCUUAGUGUCGCUCAAUUCGGGUAUAGAACGUCUAAAAACGCCUUCCAUACCGAUGGCAGGACUCGGAUCUCCAAUUUUUGGAUUCCAACAGGGGGUAUCACGAAGAAGCCUGUCGAGGGUGAAAGAGAGGACACAAAUGACCUCCUAGUGAGGGGUGGCUUCCUGCGACAGGCGUACGCAGGCAUCUUCCACAUGCUGCCACUGGGGUUGCGUGUGCAGGAUAAGCUGGAGAGACUCAUAGAUAAGCACAUGCAGUCAGUCGGCGCAUCCAAGGUGUCACUGUCGUCUAUAUCAUCCCAAGAGCUCUGGGAGCAGUCGGGACGCCUCAAGGAGGGAUCGGAUGUCUUCCGUUUCCUUGACCGCAAAGAAGCACGCUUUCUCCUCGCGCCCACCCAUGAAGAGGAGAUUACUACUCUUGUCGGAAGUCUUACCAAGUCAUACCGAGAUCUGCCCGUCCGCGUAUACCAAAUCUCGAGAAAAUACAGAGAUGAGCAGAGACCCCGGCAGGGUCUUCUUCGCGGUCGGGAAUUCAUCAUGAAAGACAUGUACACGUUCGACUACAGUCCCGAGACCGCUCUCCAGACUUACGUAGCUGUCAAAGGCGCCUACACACGGCUCUUCGACGAGCUCAAAAUCCCCUAUCUGGUCGCUGCUGCGGAUUCAGGUAAUAUGGGCGGGAGCCUGAGUCACGAGUUCCACUUCCCCAGCGCGAAGGGUGAAGACACAGUCAUCAGCUGCACCAGUUGCGACAAUGUGUACAACGAGGAGCUCGCGGAUGGAAAGGCUUACGCUGGCGUGGACGAACAGCCUCAGGCUCAACAGAAACAUGGCUUCGACACCGGUGAAAACUCCGGUGAGGCUACCCCCGCCGUCUCCGUCGGCCUUUGGAUGUCCAUCUCGAAAGACAAGAACACGCUGCUGCGGUGCUGGUUUCCGCAGUAUACCCUCCAAGAGGCCCUUGUGGAAAGGGAGGUUAACUCGCACGCCGUCAAGUCUAUCGCCGACGCCGCUGGGAUGGACAUCGACAUCAGCGUUGAGAACCCGCUCCAGCAAUGGGCCACACACAUCAAGUCCCACAAGUCUUCUGCUCAGCGCCCGCGGAUCGUGGAUCUGUACGACUCGCGCGUGCGCGCAUACAAGCGCCCCCCACUUACCGACACAUUGGAGGAGGUCGGCUGCACGGCGGAAGACGUGGAUUUCUCGAAGCUGGAUCGCUUCCCAGGCACGAACAACCAUCUGAACUUGGUGAGGGUCCACGAGGGCGACCGAUGCGCCAAGUGCGGCGAGGGUCUGGCACAGACGCACAAGGCAGUCGAGCUCGGUCACACAUUCCACCUAGGCACCCGCUACAGCGAUGUCCUCAAGGCCACCGUGAUGGUCGAUCAAUCUGCCAUGCCCAAGAGCAACGACAACAACAAGUCCGGCCCCCAGACCGUACCCAUGGAGAUGGGGUGCCACGGAAUUGGCGUCUCGCGCAUGAUCACUGCGGUAGCGGACAGCCUGGCGGAUGGCAAGGGCCUGAACUGGCCUCGCGUCAUUGCACCAUACGAAGUCAUCGUCGUGCCGGGCAAGGGGCUCGAGGCGGAAGCGGAGAAGGUCUACGACGCACUGACCGUGGCGCCUGGCUCUGGUGCUGGAGCCUUGGACGUGAUUCUGGACGACCGCGACAAGCAAAUGGGCUGGAAGCUCGGCGAUGCGGACCUAAUCGGAUACCCGGUAAUCAUUGUGGUUGGUAAGGGAUGGAAGAAACAGCAAACCUUGGAGGUGCAAUGCCGUCGGCUGAGCGUGCGUGAGGAUGUGUCACUUGAGGCUCUUCCGGCGUUUGUGAAAUCUCUGCUGCAGCGAUUGUAA